CCGUCUUUUUUUUUUUUUCAAACUGGGGUUUAUCCUAUCAAAGAUCAACCAACCGACUUUUACUAUGAUGUUCAACCACUUGGGCAGUUGAGCCAGUGGUGAACUCCUAAUCAAUCAACGGACUUGAUGAAGGCUACGAACGGCCAAAUCCAACAGGCGCUGCAAAGCCUGAAGGCGGGCCAAAAUGGACUCGACUGUGGCGCCUACGGCCUCCUCCUCCAGCACUUCUCCGACCAACGGCUCCCCCGCCUUGCCAAGCAGCUUCACGCUCGCAUAGUCCUCUUCUCUGUUACGCCGGACAACUUCCUUGCUUCCAAGCUCAUCCAUUUCUACGCCAAAACGGGAUUCCUUACUCGAGCCCGCCACUUGUUCGACGGAAUUCCCAAAAGGAACACAUUCUCUUAUAAUGCAAUGCUCAUCUCCUACUCCUUCAACAGUAUGCACUCCCAGGUUCUGCAGCUUUUCUCUGCCUCUCUGGCUUCCUCUGAUUUCCCAAGGCCCAAUCACUACACAAUGACAUGCGUCUUGAAGGCAUUGUCGUCUUGUUCGUUUUGCGGGUCCAGGUCUUCUGCGUGCGAGGUUCAUGGGUUUGUUCUACGAUGCGGGUUUGAUGAGGACGUUUUCGUGCAGAAUGCCUUGAUUACUUACUAUUCAAAAUGCAAUGAUGUGGCAACGGCGAGAGCUGUGUUUGAUACGAUGCAGGAGAGAGAUGUAGUUUCGUGGAAUGCCAUGAUUGGCGGGUAUUCUCAGAAUGGAUUCUAUGAGGAGUGUAAAGGAAUGUAUAAGAAGAUGUUGAAUUCCUCAGGGCGACCUGAUGGAGUGACUGUGGUUAGCGUUCUCCAGGCAUGUGGGCAGUCAGAGGAUCUUGUUUUUGGGAUAGAAGUUCAUCGGUUUGUUGUUGAGGCUCAACUAGAGAUGGAUAUUUCAGUUUGUAAUGCAUUGAUUGGACUGUAUGCAAAAUGUGGCAGUUUGGACUAUGCGAGGCAGUUAUUUGAGGAGAUGAGUGAGAAGGAUGAGGUCACCUAUGGUGCCAUCAUUUCUGGGUACAUGCGUCAUGGUUUUGUUGAUGAUGCUAUAAAUCUUUUUCUGGAGGCCAAAACCCCCGGAUUAAGUAACUGGAAUGCUAUGAUUUCAGGUCUGGUUCAGAACAAUAGGCACGAGGGGGUUUUUGAAUUAGUAAGGGAAAUGCAAUCCUGUGGUUUUAGACCGAAUGUGAUGACAAUAUCUAGCGUUCUUCCGUCAUUGUCAUAUUUUUCAAAUUUGAAAGGAGGGAAAGAAAUACAUUGUUAUGCUCUUAGAAAUAAUCUUUACGAGAAUAUCUUUGUUGCAACUGCAAUUAUUGAUACUUAUGCGAAGUCAGGGUUUCUUCAUGGUGCACAGGGAGUUUUUGAUCAAUCCAGAAGUAGGAACCUGAUCAUUUGGACAGCAAUCAUCUCCGCUUAUGCUGCCCAUGGGGAUUCUAAUGCAGCUACUAGUCUUUUUGAUGACAUGCUAAGUUGUCAGAUUCAACCGGACCCUGUCACCUUUACCGCUGUUUUGACGGCGCUUGCUCAUACUGGUGCGGUGGAUGAAGCUUGGAAGAUCUUUAAUACCAUGUUCCUGAAGUAUGGUAUGGAGCCCUCGGUAGAGCAUUAUGCUUGCAUGGUAGGUGUUCUCAGCCGGGCAGGGAGGCUCUCUGAGGCAGUGGAUUUAAUUUCCAGAAUGCCAGUUAAACCGACUGCAAAAGUUUGGGGUGCAUUGCUUAACGGUGCUUCAGUUACUGGUGAUGUUGAACUUGGUAAAUUUGUUUGUGAUCAUUUGUUUGAAAUUGAACCUGAAAAUACAGGGAACUACAUAAUCAUGGCAAAUUUAUAUUCCAAGGCUGGGAGAUGGGAGGAAGCAAAUAAGGUGAGGAAAAAAAUGAACAGAGUUGGAUUGAAAAAGAUCCCAGGCAGUAGCUGGAUAGAAACUAGUGGAGGGCUAAAAAAUUUUAUUGCAAGGGACUUAUCAAAUGAUGGUAAAGAAGAGAUAUAUACUAUGCUGGAAGGAUUGCUUGAGUUGAUGAGAGAAGAGGGGUACUUUGUUGGAGAAGAAUUUGAUGAAGAGAUCGUUUGUGGUUGAAAGUAAAGGGGACAUGAUAACCACCGUAUCUUCCACAUGUUAGGCACUCUUUUAGGGGCAGUGGGGCACUAAUGGAGAUAGUGUAAUGAUGAGGAUGCCUUGAUUCGCUUGGCCUACCAUGUUUUGGUAUAGGUUGCUUGCUCCAUGCUCGGAUAAAUGUCUCGUCUGAGAAAGCAUUGUUCUAUGUGGAGUGUGGAUAUUGGGGCAUUAAACCAUGAUUUAGAACUCUUGGAAAUCUCAUUGUUCUGAGAACUGUUUGUAAUCUCGCUGAGUGUUCUUAAGAUCGAGACCAGCUUCAUAGUUUAUUGACUCUGACCAGGAUUGGGAUCGGCGAAUCGAGGUUGAAGGUUAAUAAACUUUUUCAUCAAAUACCAGCAGGCACAGUGAGCAGCAAUAUAGCAUUCAGCUAGAAGGCAUUGAUUUGUUUUGACAUU
Molecule: messenger RNA, 2534 nt
Organism: Tripterygium wilfordii
Lineage: Eukaryota; Viridiplantae; Streptophyta; Magnoliopsida; Celastrales; Celastraceae
Product: pentatricopeptide repeat-containing protein At2g37310
Exons: 1
Coding region: 127-2100 (657 amino acids)
Biological process (GO): RNA modification
Molecular function (GO): protein binding; RNA binding
Source: RefSeq, a predicted model, not a curated record